CCCAGCGUGGUGCGCAUGCUUUGGCAGACGUGGCACCGGGAACUCGGAGGCGGGGAGCAAUUGGGAAGUGGCGGCGGCGGUUGCACCCGGCGAAGCUGCGGUCGCGGGAGCCCGAGUGGGGACCGGAGCCGGCUGGGGGCAGCGGCAGCAGGGAUGGCGCGGGUCGUGCCGGCGUGGCUGCUCCUGCCGCUGGCGGUCUGGGUGGUCCUGCCGACGUGGCUGUCCUCCGCAAAGUUCUCCUCACUCAUCGAGAGAAUAUCUGACCCCAAGGACUUGAAAAAACUUCUCAGGACCCGGAAUAAUGUACUGGUGCUUUACUCCAAAUCUGAAGCUGCAGCUGAAAGUCACCUCAAGUUAUUGUCUACUGUCGCCCAGGCAGUGAAAGGACAAGGCACCGUCUGCUGGGUGGACUGUGGUGACACAGAAAGUAGAAAAUUGUGCAAGAAGAUGAAAGUUGACCUGAGUGCAAAGGACAAAAAGGUUGAAUUAUUCCAUUACCAGGAUGGUGCAUUUCAUACUGAAUAUAACCGAGCUGUGACGUUUAAGUCCAUAGUGGCCUUUCUGAAGGAUCCGAAAGGGCCCCCAUUGUGGGAGGAAGAUCCUGGAGCCAAAGAUGUUGUCCACAUUGACAAUGAAAAGGACUUCCGUCGGCUCCUGAAGAAGGAAGAGAAGCCGAUCCUGAUGAUGUUUUAUGCUCCAUGGUGCAGCGUGUGCAAGAGGAUAAUGCCACACUUCCAGAAGGCUGCGACCCAGCUGCGGGGCCAGUUCGUGCUGGCCGGGAUGAAUGUCUACCCCUCGGAAUUUGAAAACAUCAAGGAAGAGUACAGCGUGCGUGGCUACCCCACCAUCUGCUAUUUCGAGAAAGGACGGUUUCUGUUCCAGUAUGACAGCUAUGGGUCCACAGCUGAGGACAUUGUGGAGUGGCUGAAGAAUCCGCAGCCGCCACAGCCCCAGGUCCCCGAGACUCCCUGGGCAGAUGAGGGCGGCUCCGUUUAUCACCUGAGCGAUGAAGACUUUGACCAGUUUGUGAAGGAACACUCCUCUGUGCUCGUCAUGUUCCACGCCCCAUGGUGUGGACACUGUAAGAAAAUGAAGCCAGAGUUUGAGAGUGCAGCAGAAGUCCUCCACGGAGAAGGAGAUAGCUCUGGUGUCCUUGCAGCUGUCGAUGCCACCGUCAACAAGGCCCUGGCAGAACGAUUCCACAUCGCUGAGUUUCCUACACUCAAAUAUUUUAAGAAUGGGGAGAAGUACGCAGUGCCUGCGCUCAGAACAAAGAAGAGCUUCAUCGAGUGGAUGCGAAACCCCGAGUCCCCGCCACCCCCAGACCCCGCCUGGGAAGAGCAGCAGACCAGCGUGUUGCAUCUGGUUGGGGACAACUUCCGGGAGACCCUAAAGCGGAAGAAGCACGCCUUGGUCAUGUUCUACGCCCCAUGGUGCCCGCACUGUAAGAAGGCCAUUCCACACUUUACUGCCACUGCUGAUGCCUUCAAAGAUGACCGAAAGAUUGCCUGUGUCGCUAUUGACUGUGUCAAAGAGAACAACAAGGACUUGUGUCAGCAGGAGGCUGUCAAGGCCUACCCCACUUUCCACUACUACCACUACGGGAAGUUUGUGGAGAAGUAUGACACCAAUCCGACGGAGCUGGGAUUUACCAGUUUUAUCCGAACGCUCCGGGAGGGAGACCAUGAGAGACUAGGAAAGAAGAAGGAAGAGUUGUAAUGUCUGCCUCAGAGAAAGCUUUUCCAUUACACUGUGAACGAUACCUGUUUUGUUGUUCUUUCUGAAUUUCCACGUGUUCUGAAGACGAAGUUUUUUAUAGCCGCGUAUGGCCGUUUUGUACAAUUUUGAAAUAAAAUUCAACCGAUUGUU
Molecule: messenger RNA, 1869 nt
Organism: Bubalus bubalis (water buffalo)
Lineage: Eukaryota; Metazoa; Chordata; Mammalia; Artiodactyla; Bovidae
Gene: PDIA5
Product: protein disulfide isomerase family A member 5
Exons: 17
Coding region: 16-1719 (567 amino acids)
Biological process (GO): protein folding
Cellular component (GO): endoplasmic reticulum
Molecular function (GO): protein disulfide isomerase activity
Source: RefSeq, a predicted model, not a curated record